Messenger RNA from Caenorhabditis briggsae, 2427 nucleotides. It is a transcript of the gene Cbr-lin-5, whose product is annotated as Protein CBR-LIN-5. The transcript is spliced from 5 exons. The record is from RefSeq and is a predicted model, not a curated record. Bases 1 to 2427 code for a protein of 808 amino acids. Lineage: Eukaryota; Metazoa; Nematoda; Chromadorea; Rhabditida; Rhabditidae.
AUGAGCGUCGACCCGCUCAUUGUCGAUGCCUAUUUACGACUAACAAACCGCUUCGCUUCGGAAUUCGGAAAUGAAACGGAAUCCAUCAGUUCUCUCUCGGAUCUCUGGGAGAAACAAGACGUCAUGGUUUAUCGCUUGAUGGGGAUCGAUAAGAAGUCAAUUGGAUCAGCCGAUCGAUCGGCGGACUUGUUCUACGAUGUUCUUCACCGAAAAAUUAGGAUGGGAAAUGGAUCUCUAGCCGAAGCAUUAGAUCCCAGAGAAGCAGCUCGUGGAAACCUCCUAGAAAUCUGCAAAUUUUAUGCUCUUAUCCUCGAAGUCUUACGCAAAGACGACUCGAAUCAUCUGACGAACAUACUGGAGCCCUUAGCGCAACAAACUGGAUUCAACAGCAGUGUACUUCUGGAUACGUUCACACACUUUGACAAUCUAUAUUCCGAAGAUACAGUUGACGAAUGGUGGUCGUGUCUCAUGUCGACGGACGAUUCUGAGUUGUUGAAUGGGCUGAGAACACCAACUAGGAACAGUUUGAGUGCAGCUGCAUUCGCCACACCCACAGCAACAGCUCGUCGUCUCCGUACAGCCACAUCUACUGCGCGUAGAAGUCCUAUAGCCGAAGCAGUCGAUUCGCCAACCAUGAAGUUCAUGCGAAGCGAACGAGAUCUGAAGCAAGCGAAGAUUGCUGUUCGCGUUGCAGAGCAGCAGGCAGAAGAAUUGGAGCUGGACAAUCGAGAGCAAAAGAAGCAGAUCAAUCAGCUGAAGUUGACCUUUCGUUAUUUUAGGAACGAAGAGUUGAAAAGAGAAAUCGCUGAAAAACGAGAGAGCGCGGAAGACGCGGAACUCCGUGCUCAGGAAACAUCGGCAGCUCUCGAAGCGAAACAACAAGAAGUGGAUACUUUGCGCCAGCAACUAGAGAAAUGUAGAGAAAUACUCCGUUUAGAACAACGUCAUCUAGAAGUUUCCGAAGCAGAGAAAGAGACCAUCGCUUUAAAGUUUGCGACUGCGUCGGAAGAUCUUGAAAAGUGUAUGAAGGAGAUGAGAAGGCUUCGAGAUUCAAACGAGCAAGAGUCUGAUAGUUAUCGCCAAAAAGAACGAGAACUCACCGACAAGCUUCGAACCGCCAAAACCGAGAACCAAUACCUUACUGAGCAUCUGAGCAACCUAGAAAUGCAUAAGACAAGUCUUCAGGCUGAAAAUGACCGCUUGAAGGAAACCGUCGAAGAACUGAGUCUUACUUCCAGUCGCUACAAGCAGGAUGCUGACAAUGCAAUGACUACGUUGGGUGACGAAAGAGAACGACUCAAGCAAACUAUAUCCACUCUUCAACGAGAACAUGUGGAAAGAAUGAAUAUGUCCAAAUCGACUAUCGAAAGGAUCCAGAGAGAACUUGAGGAAGAAAGAAAGGAUAAAAAUGAAUUGAGUUCGUUGCUCAAUGAAUUGAAUGAGAAAGCGCUCGGUACGGACAAGGAAACUCACGACCAGGCCGAAGGAUUUCUAUCUGCAAGAGCUUGUCUCGAAGGAGCAAAGAAACGUAUCCAGCAACUGGAAUUAGAAUUGAAGGGUAAAGAAGGGUUCAACGCAGUUUUGGAGAGACAAAUCGAAAAGUCCAAAGAAAUCCUUCAAACUGAGCUGAUGAUCCGAGAGCAAUCAGCCAUCCAAUUCCACAAUGUCAAGGCUGAACUGGAAGAGCAAUCGGUAAAUAAGGAUAGGGAGAUUGUCUUACUGAAGGAAAACAUGCAAAAUUUGAUUGCUAGACAUCAGAAUCAGAUGGAGGAACAGCAAUCAGCACUCAAGGCAUGCGAGAAGCAAAUCGAAGAGCUAUGCCAACAAGUUGAGGAACUGACCUCAAAAAGCUCCGAAGUCGGACAAAAGAACUGCUUUUUGGAGGAGAGGAUCAAGCUCUUCGAGAAUAUGCCGCGAUCGCCGACCAGAAGAUCCGCUUCGCCCGACAGUCUCCUGGAAUUCGUGGCGACGGAAGAGCCUGCAGAGACUGAGGAAGAAUCGAGAAGAAACGUCGAACAAACUCCACGGAAAUCAGUUGCGUUCAGUGUCGAUCUCAAUUUGACUGAAAAGGGAACUCCAAUUGGAUUCAAGAGCAAUCCACGUGAUUCGAUAUGUUCCAUGGACUUCUUCGACCGUAGUUCAACGGCGCGUUCAUCCAUGAUCUCAGACACGUUGACAAUCGGCUCCAACCAAGAUUUCAAGACCCCAUUCACUCCAUCAGGAACCUCGAAGGAAAGAGUCUCAUUGUUGGCCAGUCGAAACGAAAGCGUCAAACCGCACUUGCGGUCAGCUUACACCGUCGAAAUGUCGAAUGUGAAUUCGCCGUCGGGAGAUGAGGAGAACGUUCGAAGAGGUGGUGCUGCUGGAGAGAAGAAGCAAAAGAAGAGACGUGAUUCCAUCAUGUCUAUUUUUAAGAGCAAAAACUGA